Molecule: messenger RNA, 576 nt
Organism: Triticum turgidum subsp. durum (durum wheat)
Lineage: Eukaryota; Viridiplantae; Streptophyta; Magnoliopsida; Poales; Poaceae
Source: the annotation of a GenBank genome assembly
AUGGACGCAGAAGCCGGGGAGAACGCUGGUGAAGCGGAACAGAUAACAGAUGGCGAUUGGACUGGCACACACACACUGCCAAUGAUCUCGGAACAGAGACUGGAUCGUGUGUUCUCAUCAAACCAUGACAGGCCUGCAGAUGCGCCGGAGCGCGACCAUGGCCUAGACCCCGGGUACUUCGUUGUUACGUACUUGGUAAACACAAUCGACCGCUCUGUGGUGAGGGUAAUCCAGAGUGGGUAUGAUUUCUCCAGGCACGUGAACCAUCCAGUCUUCAGUCCAGAUGGGCAGAGCAUCGCGGUGACAUCGGACCUUGCUGCGGUGUCCACUAACCCAAUGUCGCCUCCAAUCUUCUUGCACUCGGUGAGGCCCUAUUGUGACAUCUUCACCGUUGAUAUCGACCCUGACGACAUGGAGGAGAACCAGGAUGUGGAGAAGUUUGCCCGUGUCACGCAUAACAGAUACGAGAACUCCACUCCUGCCUGGUCCGUGUUCUCGACUCAUGACCCGCAUGCACAGUGGAACCUCCUUGUCAUGGAGGAAAGUUACACCCCGUCGUGUCCGUAUGCAAAUUGA